UAAACUCCAAAAAAAAAAUAUUUGUUACAAUUUACAAAUCUCAAUGCAACGAGUUAUGAUAGUUUAUUGUGUAUCUGUAAUGCAAGUCAGUCAUUAGACUAAAUUACUAGAGGCACACAAAAGUGACGUUAUGUUUAAAUCAUGAACUCAGCGCUGUCCAGGAGCAGAGUAAGCGCAGAGCAACUGGAUUUGCUAUUGACUUUUAUGGAAGAGCACCGUGACUUUGCAGCAGGCAAACAGUCUAUAUAUUCUCGCUUUAGCGCUAGUAAACUCUGGCGAUUACUCGCCGAGAGGUUAAACGCCGCAGCGGCAGAUACGGGUGGUGCUCGGAAAUCACCAGAUAAGUGGUGUCGCUACUGGGCGGACGUUAAAUAUAAAGCAAGAAAGAAGUGUGCCGCCGGAGGUGCACUAGGUGACCUCUCGACUGCAGAGGAGCGCUUACAAAAUAUUCUCAGUUGCAAAAACGAUUUGAACGCGGUGUCGGGUGGCGCGGCGGCUUCGGACGAGGAGCGCAAGGCUCUCGACGAGGACAUGUGCUCGGAGGGUUCCGCGCCGUUGGCGACCGACGAGUUGCUGGCCGAGGCCGCCAUGCGCACCGCGCUGGCCGCCGAGAAGCAGGCCGAGGCCGUCGUGCACGCCGUGGACCUGCUGCGGGACCUCGUGACGCUGCUGCGCGAAAGACCCCCCGCACCUCCGCCUGCACCCCAUGACCAUCUAGCCAUGCAGCACCAACACCAUCACCCGCUUUGAGCUUCUGGUCGGCCUCCACGAGCUCGACCGGCGCCAAGCCCGUGAGCGCGCCCACGUCGGCGUACACGGCGUCGGCCCGACGUCGAGCGCGUGCCGCCCCGUGGCGCAGCACGUCGCGCAGCAACCGCGGCCGC
This is a messenger RNA of Pieris rapae (cabbage white), 884 nucleotides long. RefSeq lists its product as uncharacterized. The coding region runs from base 142 to 750 and encodes 202 amino acids. Lineage: Eukaryota; Metazoa; Arthropoda; Insecta; Lepidoptera; Pieridae. The record is from RefSeq and is a predicted model, not a curated record. The transcript is spliced from 3 exons.